AUGGAAAAGGACAAAACUGUAUCCGUUUCAAAGGGUGUUUUUGUUUUUCCAAAUGGAUUUACUUCAAAAAAAAUUAAGACGGCAUCUACUUCACCGUGGCUUAAUUCAUUAUUUACUAACGAGCCUUGGUAUUUGAGAUAUAAAGAGAAUUGGUUUACGUUUGAAAACGAAAUAAAGUGUUUACAUGAGAAAACAUACAGUGUAUUACUGAAUGACAUAGUACAUUAUAUUAAUUCUUUUUAUGAUGUGGAGCAAUAUGUAACACCAAAAGGAGUUAUUCCAACAGCAACUCUAUUGACUGGAGUUAAUCAACCAGACCAUGCAUCUCAGUUUACUGCGCUUAUAGAUAUAAUCAGAUAUAAUGUAACUCCACAUGUGGCAAUGAUCAAUUCUCAAGAUGGCUCUUCAAUAAAGUUAAUGGUAGAAAAUAUAGUCUGGCAAUUAAUAAAUGGACAAGAUGUGUUGGAUUAUUCUGAACAUGAAUCUUUUGGUGAAAGUAGUGAAUAUAAAAAAUCAAAGUUAAAAAAGAGCCAGUGUACUAUGAAGUCCUUACAGAAAUGGUAUCAAAGCAGUUAUGAUAAUCUAACUGAAACAGAUCAGAAGAAUUUGCCAAGUAAAAAGAAAAAAACUAGUUUAAGAAGGCUUUUAAUCAUCAUAAUACCUGACUUUGAGAGUUUUCACUGUAAUAUAUUGCAAGAUUUUGUAAUGAUAGUGAGUUCAUAUGUAUCUACAAUACCAAUUGUUCUUGUUUUUGGAGUUGCAACAUCAGUCUCUACACUUCACAAAUUAUUUCCAUAUCAUGUUUCCUCUAAGCUUCUAAUAAAAGUUUUUCAUUCUCAUUCCUCUCCGGUAUAUAUGAAUCAAGUCCUCGAAAAUAUUUUCUUGACACACUCAAGUCCAUUUCAUGUAUCAGGGAAAGCUUUUGAAUUGCUAACAGAUGUGUUUCUGUUUUAUGACUUCUCUGUGGCUGGUCUUAUACAAAGUAUAAAGUAUUGUAUGAUGGAUCACUACUAUGGAGAUAAUGUGAAAUCCCUCUGUUGUCCGCGAGAGAAAAUCGACGAAAUGGUUUCACAUAUGAACUCGGAAGAUCUAGAAAAUGUUAGGCAUUUGGUUGCUUCAUGUAUUUGUGAAAGAUUUACCAAAGAACAUCCUGGGAAAGUCAGUACGAGAAAUUUAUUCGAAGUGCUCAUUGGAAAGUUUGAC
Molecule: messenger RNA, 1203 nt
Organism: Iphiclides podalirius (scarce swallowtail)
Lineage: Eukaryota; Metazoa; Arthropoda; Insecta; Lepidoptera; Papilionidae
Source: the annotation of a GenBank genome assembly